Messenger RNA from Penicillium oxalicum, 1578 nucleotides. Its product is annotated as 60S ribosomal uL6 domain-containing protein. Gene Ontology annotation, molecular function: rRNA binding; structural constituent of ribosome. Gene Ontology annotation, cellular component: ribosome; cytosolic large ribosomal subunit. Gene Ontology annotation, biological process: cytoplasmic translation. The transcript is spliced from 6 exons. Lineage: Eukaryota; Fungi; Ascomycota; Eurotiomycetes; Eurotiales; Aspergillaceae. The coding region runs from base 1 to 1578 and encodes 525 amino acids. The record is from RefSeq and is a predicted model, not a curated record.
AUGGUUUCGCAACGGCGCGUUCGCUUGAUCGCAAUUGCGGUCAUGGCGAUCUUGGUGAUGAUGUUCUAUUAUUCGGGCGAAGCAAGCAAGAUCCAAAACCAAAAGUUCUACCGCUCCACACUGGCCGCUAUGCGAGCCAAAGAGGAGGCGAAAAACACAAAGUCACAUGAGAACAGCCAUUUCUCAGGCUCGCAGAAACCUGGCAACGGCGCUGGCGCCGGCGCCGCAGGCUCAAAGGCGAUCAUUGAUGAUGCGGAGAGACCCGCAGUCCCAGUCGCCAAGGUCGCAGACAGCAAGAGUGACGAUAUCGAAGAGAUUCCGAUUGCGGGACGGACGAAGAUGACAAUUCCAAAAGCCAAGGGUGGACAGGACGCGUCAGCGAAGACGGAGCACGUCCAGGGGAAAGAUCAGGCAGAGGGGAAGGACGAGAAGCAGGAGACCCCGGAGCAAGAGGAUGCGAAGAGCGUCUUGAAUGAUAUCUUGAAGAGAGCUCCAGUGAUCAUCUUUUCCAAGUCGUAUUGUCCGCACAGCAAGAGAGCCAAGGACAUCCUGCUGGGCCAUUACGAUAUCUCCCCAGCGCCAUUCGUUGUCGAGCUGGAUCAGCACCCGAUCGGACCGGCAUUGCAGCAGCUUUUACGGGAGACAACUGGCCGGGGAACGGUGCCCAAUGUCAUGGUCAAUGGGAAGAGUAUUGGAGGUGGAGACGAUAUGGCGGCCUUGGACCACAGCGAUGAGCUGGGCCCGAAACUACGACAAAUGGGCGGGAAGUGGCUGUCGAGCGCCCCCGAUCUUUUCGGCAGCCCACCGUGGGGCCCGGCGCUAGAUCACGUGGUGAUAAUCCUACCCGAUAAGCAACCCUACGCUAAUCCGGAACAGGCCCUAAGCGACGCACAAUCCCGUGACGUUCAAUUUCGCUCCACCAUCAAGUCCAUCCCGAAUUUCGACUCUCCCGACAACGACAAUUCAACCCCCUCGGCCAAUUCCACCCACGCAGUCAAGAUGCGGUACAUUCACUCCGAGGAACGGCUGCCCAUUCCGGACAAUGUGAAGGUUCACAUUCGUUCGCGGGUUGUGACCGUCGAGGGCCCCCGUGGCAAGCUCGUCAAGGACCUGUCCCACAUCGCCGUUACCUUCGGUCGCCCCGAGAAGAACAUCAUCUCGAUCGAGCUGCACCACGGUGCUCGCAAGGGUGUUGCUACCCUCCGCACCGUCCGCACCAUCAUCAACAACUUGAUCAUCGGUGUUACCCGUGGCUUCCUGUACAAGAUGCGCUACGUCUACGCCCAUUUCCCCAUCAACGUCAACCUCGAGAAGAACGCUGAGACCGGCGGCACCGACAUCGAGAUCCGCAACUUCCUGGGUGAGAAGUUCGUUCGCCGCGUUUCUGCCCGCCCCGGCGUCGACAUCAUCACCUCCCCCAACGUCAAGGACGAGCUCCAGCUCUCCGGUAACUCCCUGGAGGAUGUGUCCCAGAGCGCCGCCGAUAUCCAGCAGAUCUGCCGUGUCCGAAACAAGGAUAUCCGUAAGUUCUUGGACGGUCUGUACGUUUCUGAGCGGGGCAACAUCAUUGAGGAGUAA